GAGGGCCGGACGCGAAGAUCAGAAGGUCUUCAUGUGCACAUUCGCGGUAGUGUGGGACGGCAGUUAGAGCGCGAAGCCGACCUGGCUUGGGGGCCCAGGGAUGCCGCGGUUCCUCUGUCUGUGUCUCGGGCUCCUGCUGGUUCGAGUCUCCCGUGAGCUGAACGACAUUAGCAGAGCCAGGAAAUUGUGUGGCCGGCAUCUACUGCACGAGAUAGUAAAACUCUGUGGCGAUGUUAGCUGGAGCCACAUUGAGAAGGAGAAGCCUUUCACACAGCUGCUUUCCCAGGCCUCAGAAAAGGUUGAAAGCUUCAUCCCUGACCGGUCAGAAAGCUCCCAAACCACUUUUCCGGUCUGGAGGAGAGCGACAAACCCAGUCCCUACUUCUGCCUCUCAGGAAGAAGCAAUAAAUAUGAAGGUGCAGUCACUGCCUGAGUAUCAGUAUAAAAAGGUCAAUUUGCCUUUUAAGACAAGACAAGAGGAAUUUUCCUCAUCACAAGAUGUCAGUCCAUAUAUUCAUGAGAUUAUAGAAUUUCAGAAGAAAAAUACAAACAAAAUCAAAACCUUAAGCAAUUUGUUUUGGGGGAAUCAUCCCCAAAGAAAACGCAGAGGAUACUCAGAAAAAUGUUGUCAGAAGGGAUGUACAAAAGAAGAACUUAUUAUUGCAUGCCUUCCAUAUAUUGAUUAUGAAAACUUAAGGAAGCAUCAGCAGUUGUGACUGAGAUAUACUAACCAUCAUGAGACUUACACUAACUUAAUAAAAAGCUUAAUAUAUUUUACUUAUUUUUUUGGUGAUUGUCCUUGUAGUUUCUCUGCUGUGAACAACAUCUGGAUGUAUUUGUAAGCACUUGACAAUACUUUGUGGUAAUACGACUUAGUAUUUUCUUUGGUGCUCUAUUUUUCAUAUAUUUUUAUAUUUGAAGAUAAUACUGGAGGUGGCAUGGUCUAUGCAGACGUCUAAGGAUUCCCUGUUUAUUCUUAUUUAUGGUUUUGAAACUCUCUUAAGUAGCAUUUAAAUGGAUUAUGGAAUGUUCUACAUUCCAUGUGUAUGAUAUACUGACUGGUGCCCAUUACUAUUAGGCGCACUCUAGUAUGCCAGUUCAUCUGUCCUACUGACUUAAAAUAGCUAACCAACUACUCCUAGUAGCUCUUACACAUUUUCAGUAGGUACAGUUUUAAUUCUUUGUAUAGUAACUGGUAAGAAGAGGACAUAGAGUUCAGUGACUUUCUUGAGGUUGUAAUAUCUCUCCAAGAUCCCCUGUCUUUGCUUUGAAGGUACUGAUACAAUGUGAAGUCUUAUUCAGGCUUGGUCAGAAUAGAGUGCAGUGUCGGCAUCACCUGGGAAUGUGUUAGAAAUGCAGUUUUAAGGUCCUCUCCCAGACCUAUUGAAUUAGAACUCUGGGUAUGGGGCUCAUUGGUCUGCAUUUUUAUAGGCCUUCUGAGUCAUUCUGAAGUAGGUUAAAGGUUGACAAUCACUGUUGAUAUUCACAGUAUGAAUACUGUAGAAAUUCUGUUCAUGUGCUUGCAUAUCUUAACUCAAUAUAGGUAUUAGAGCACUAAGUUUUUGGUGUGUUUUUCCACUUUAUGUCCACAUGGGAAAAUCUUUUAAUGCUACAAAUUAGAGCAAAGCUUAUACAAAGAAUCCAAAGUGAAAUUCCUAUAUUCUGCCAUUAAUUA
Molecule: messenger RNA, 1674 nt
Organism: Dama dama (fallow deer)
Lineage: Eukaryota; Metazoa; Chordata; Mammalia; Artiodactyla; Cervidae
Gene: INSL6
Product: insulin like 6
Exons: 2
Coding region: 101-715 (204 amino acids)
Cellular component (GO): extracellular region
Molecular function (GO): hormone activity
Source: RefSeq, a predicted model, not a curated record